CGUGGCAAUCGCAGGUCACCUGAACUCGACUGAAUAAGAAUGGCUACCGAUAGCGAGGUACAAGUCAGGUGGUCCUCGCCUUCUCAGGGUCAUUUGUCUAUUCGGCCUAAUGAUUCUGCAAAGUUUCCCUGGAAAUCUAUCAGCGGUUUGUACGUUCCCAUCUAUGUGUACGGAAAUGGGGGAUACGUGGGGGGCGCGUGCGCAAGAGUUUUGUCGGCGUUUUCGCCGCGUUUCGCAAAGAGCAUUGAGGGCAGCUAUCUUUACGUGGACGCCUCAAACGAAACCGUCACGCACCUGUUGAACUACAUGACUUACGAUACCUUGCCUAAUGAGUGGUGCAAGCUACUCAACUUGCACGAAUUGGCACGAAGCAUUCAACAAACUGUAUUGGAAGAAAUCGUUGCACGUCAGCUAGUUAGUCAAUCUAACAUCUAUCAAAAAGUGGAGCUGAUUCGCUGUAAUUACGCGGUACCAGUGGGAGCGCUACGCCAGGAGAUUUUAAAGAAUCUUGCGUCAAUCUUCGGCACAGAUGACUUCAAAAAAUACAUACUAAGUCAAUACCUACUUACGGAAGGUAUGCUUCGCGACCUACUGGCACGGGACGAUCUGUGUGUCACAUCGGAGAAUGAUGUCGCCAGCACAGUCAAGCAAUGGGUGACUUCGAUGAAUCGACUGGGAUAUCCAUUAACAAUCAAUGAUUUUUCGGAACUAAUCCAGCGUCCACUGUUGUCGUCUGCUAACUCGUACUUGCCUGAGCGGCGCUCCAAUAGCUGUAUUGAACAGCCAUUGAUCCACACACGUCGCCUAUUGGCACAUCAACACGUGCACUUUAUAGGAGUCUCAGAUGAACAGAGACCACAUGUAAAUGUCGCCGUUACAUCUGCUCAUUUUUCAAGCUCAUCUGUUAUUACAGAUGCCAAUAGCACCGCCAAUACUGGAGAUACUCGGGUGGAUGAAGACGCUCCUUGUAUGAACAACGACUCCAAGGUGCGUUUCAGGUUAUACUGCGCUAUGACGAAUGGAAUUGCCGAAAUAGCAAAAAGUCAAAUAAUAGAAUUCAAAACACUCUAUCGACAGCGGACUAUCCUUAAUUCUUAUAACAAGAUCGUAUAUCACGAUAACUGCGUUCGGUACGAAUGGGUCAAACGAAACAGUUUAAAUCAAAAUAUCCAAAACCUGAUGCAAACGGACAAAAAUUUAACACUUAAAAUUAAAGAAGGGGUCGAGAGACGUGGCCCCACGAUGUUCCUAAAGUAUCAGGGAUGUCUGCUUCAGAUGUUUCGCUCUCACCAAAAUAACGCUCAGCUUCAUACAAACGUCCUAUGGAAGCCCACCAGCAAUAAAACGUUUCUGGCGGACAUUUGCGUCUGCGAAAAAGGAUUAGUAGCGUUGUUUUGUACGGUUACCGAAUACGGCGAGGCCAUUUACACAUACAAGCAUUUUCCAAAGGGCAAGCUUCCCACCCCGGUCUACACAAUCGCCGGGAUCAACUCGUGGAAUCCUAUUCUGGUAGCCAGCCCUGUAGUACCCUCUUCAUUCUUCGUGCUGUGCCCUAGUGGUGGAAACAGCCCCACUACGGCAGUGGCCGUAUCGUUACUGCAUAAUUGGCCCAUGCCUGGACUCGUACCUUUGGAGCCUGAGGAGGCUGAUAUAAGGUACGACGAUUAUAUCGCCGAAGACCUCGAAGGUUUGUUCCAGAUGUUCGCAAGCAGAGAAAACGCCGCCAUGACGGAGGCUUUUAGUUCGAAUUCAGCCGAAAGAAAAAAAUAUAUACAGCAAUUCAGGGUAGUAUGUCACGAAACUCAAGUUAAUGAUAACUUCAAUGGACUCGCGGUAACAUCGCGCGAUGGCAAGUAUAUAUUCUUCGAUCUGAUAGCGCCAAACAGGUGGCAGUUGAUCGGUUUUGUUCCGCACCAAUUUUUUCUACAAGGUGCGAACUCACAAAAGCAGAGGCAUUCAGAUUGCUCAGGGAUAAAUGUAUUGUUUAAUAAGCGUGAUCAGCCAUUAAUUUGCACAAUACCGUAGCGAAUUUUGGGACUCGACUUAGCAUUCGACCAGCCUAGAACCUGAGCCGCAUGGGCUAACUUUUUUUAGGGCUCCGAACGAUCAGCAUUUAGAACCGAAAAACCAGUUAUGCAUGGAAGAGAAAAAGAGUCAAUAACACGUUGAUUCUUCUAACCUAGCUGUCCAAUCAAAUACUCAUUUACGAAUUGAACGAGGGAGACGAUUAAAACUAACUUAAGGGCGUUCUUAAUAGUUGUGGACGGUCAUCAGUCGAGUUUAUCUACAUUUAAAGAUAUCCAUUACGUGGCUUGCAUGUCUAAUUGUGUUGUUAUUAAAUAAUUUUAAUAUGCUGCCCAGACGUAAGCGUCUGUCGGCAGGGAUUAUCGGUUUCCUCCAUAGGAUCAAGCUUCCUUAUUUCGAAAUUGUUUUCCAAACAUUUCUGAAUCAAAUCAACACAUCGAAAAGAUGCUCACCGAAAAUGAUCAUCAUUUGACAUUUUGUAACACACUUAUAUCGUAUUGUAAUUGUACAUUUGUAGACUAUGGAGAAAAAGGGACACACGUAAGGAAGAAAAUCUUCCGAACGUAAAAACCAAUUCGCUAACUAAUUUGAAAUUGUAUUCAGUUAACAGUAAAUAAACAUGGCUACAUGA
Messenger RNA from Varroa destructor (honeybee mite), 2656 nucleotides. RefSeq lists its product as uncharacterized. Lineage: Eukaryota; Metazoa; Arthropoda; Arachnida; Mesostigmata; Varroidae. The record is from RefSeq and is a predicted model, not a curated record.